Messenger RNA from Blepharisma stoltei, 276 nucleotides. NCBI's taxonomy places the organism in Eukaryota, Ciliophora, Heterotrichea, Heterotrichida, Blepharismidae. The record is from the annotation of a GenBank genome assembly.
AUGGGCUCAUGCUGUGGAAGAGAUUUCAAAAAUAUUGAUAUUCCAAUUCGAAGAAAGGAUAAAUUCAAGACAGGCCUAUUUAUAGAUGCUGAAACACGAAUUCAAAUACAAAAAAGGAAAAUUUACGAAACAAAAGCUGCUUGUGCGCCAAUGCUGAAUAUAAACGCUAGCAAGUUAUAUAAAAAAAGAGUGGCUAAAUCGCAGAUUAAAAAGCAGAAUUUGUAUCAAAAUGAUGCAAAUUCUACUAUAGACAGUACACUAUCAAUUUCAAGUUAA